AUGACUGGGUUAUGUCAAGUUCCUAGCUGCUACAUGGGAGACUUUAAUGAAAUAGUGCAUGUGGACGAAAGGCAAGGUACUGAUGUUCUACCUAGGUCGGCGGAAGAUUUCAAGAGUUGGAUACAAGAUAUGCAUCUAGUCAAUUUGCCGCUCAUAGAUUGCAAGUUCACAUGGUUUCGGGGACAGUCUUGCAGUCGUAUAGAUAAAGCUCUGGUUAGUUUGGAGUGGUUAGAGGAGUUUUCUGAGAUUCGGAUACGCGGUGGCCCAAGGAGUUUGUCAGACCACUAUCCUGUAAUUCUAGAAGUCAUGAAGCAGAGGGCAGGUCCAAGUGCGUUCCGAAGUUUAAAUUCUUGGUUUACACAUGAAGGCUUUCUUAGGAUGGUUAAGGAGGAGUGGAGAGGUUUGGGGGAGAUACAGUUCACAGACAAGUUGAAGGUUUUGACAAUUCCGUUAGGAAAAUGGCAUAAGGUUUAUUUUGGGGAUAUGGACAAGAAGAUUACGAAGUUUGAGGAAGAAAUCAAGAAGGUUGAUGAUUUGGUAAGUAAUGAGAUGUACGAUGGAACGAUGGAGGCUAUGAGGAGGGCGCUGGUUACCUGCUGUGAGAGGUGGAUAGAGCAGGAAGGCUCUGUAAAUCUGGAGGCGCUGCCAACAGUUGAGAAAAUCAGAGAGGCUGUGUGGGACUGUGAGUCUUCUAAGACACGAGGUAGUGACUGGUACAACAUGAAUUUUAUAAAAAGGUGUUGGGGUGAGAUUGGGUUUGAAUUUAUGGCUGCAGUGAUAGGGUUCUUUCAGACAUCAAGGUUGCCGGCGGACUCCAACAUCACUUGGGUGGCGUUGGCACCUAAGUUCAUUGGGGCAAAGGAGAUUAAAGAUUUGCAACCUAUCAGCAUGGUUGGGUGCGUGUACAAGGUUAUCUCCAAGGUCUUGGUCAAGAGAAUGAGAUCAGUGAUGCUAGCGUUAGUAGGAAAAACUCAGAGUGCAUUUGUAAAAGGAAGAAAAAUUCAUGAUGGAGCACUUAUCGCUUGUGAAACUGUAAACUGGAUAAAACUGAGAAAGAAGGAGGCAGCAAUAAUCAAGCUUGACUUCCAAAAAGCAUAUGAUAGAGUCAAGUGGAGCUUUUGUGGACAUUGUAUUGCAAAAGAUGGGGUUGAUUCGCUUCUAGUCAAAUACCUGGAUAUUCCCUUAGGUGCAAAUCCGAGAUUGGUGAAGACAUGGAAGCCUAUAAUAGACAAAGUGGAGGAGAAGCUCAGGGAUUGUGGGUUCUGGGACGGGUUAGAGUGGAUUUGGAACUUCCAAUGGAAGAGAGAGCUCUUUCAAUGGGAGUUGGAACUACUGGGUCAAUUACAUGAGGCAUUGAGACCUGUGAAACUAGAGGCGAUACUCCCAGAGGAGAUUACAAGUUAUAGCUACACAAAGACCAUUUGGAAGGGGUUAGUCCCAUCAAGAGUAGAGCUGUUUGCUUGGUGUGGAGUGCUUGGAUAUCAAUGUUUGGCCAACAAUGGUCUAUUUCAGGUACAAUGA
Messenger RNA from Arachis stenosperma, 1521 nucleotides. RefSeq lists its product as uncharacterized. Lineage: Eukaryota; Viridiplantae; Streptophyta; Magnoliopsida; Fabales; Fabaceae. The coding region runs from base 1 to 1521 and encodes 506 amino acids. The transcript has 6 exons. The record is from RefSeq and is a predicted model, not a curated record.